This is a messenger RNA of Myzus persicae (green peach aphid), 1798 nucleotides long. RefSeq names its product branched-chain-amino-acid aminotransferase, cytosolic (gene Bcat). NCBI's taxonomy places the organism in Eukaryota, Metazoa, Arthropoda, Insecta, Hemiptera, Aphididae. Gene Ontology annotation, biological process: L-leucine biosynthetic process; L-valine biosynthetic process. The record is from RefSeq and is a predicted model, not a curated record. Bases 154 to 1446 code for a protein of 430 amino acids. Gene Ontology annotation, cellular component: mitochondrion. Gene Ontology annotation, molecular function: branched-chain-amino-acid:2-oxoglutarate transaminase activity. The transcript is spliced from 8 exons.
AAGAAUUUGUUUUCAGUUCCCGACUAUUGCUCCAGCAUUCACAUUAAUAUUUAAUAUUUACAUAAAUACUAAAAAGUGCGUCUCUGACAGUCAUAAGUAAUUUUUUUGUAUUGAAUAGAAAGGUUCACUAAUCGUGAUUAUUUUUUUUCGAAUAUGGCGAGUAUAGAUGCUUGUUUAUCGGUUACACAAAAAAUACUCAAACAAAAGAAGACUUGCAGAAAACUUUAUAGUAUUCAACAUCUAUUGUCUAAAAGAAACCAGUCAUCGUUAUCACAAAAUGACCCUGAAAAGUGUGUGAAACCAGAUAUCGAUAUCACAUUAUGCAAAUCCACAAAGCUUAAUGAUAAUGUCACCAACAUUCUAAAAAGCGGCACUCAAAUUAAGUUUGGCACUAUUUUCACUGACCACAUGCUCAAAAUACACUAUGACAAGCAUGCAGGUGGUUGGCAGAAACCAUACAUCACACCCAUGGAACAUCUAAGCUUACAUCCUGCAGCCAAAGUUCUUCAUUAUGCCACUGAGGUAUUUGAAGGAAUGAAGGCAUAUAGAUCAGAACAUGGUCACAUGAAUCUAUUCAGACCGGAACUAAACUUGCAAAGGUUAAACUCGUCGGCUGAACGAGUAGGCCUACCAUCAAUAGACAGUGGCAUAUUGCUCAAAGGUAUUGAACGCUUGGUGUCUAUUGACAACGAGUGGUUACCUGUGUCUGCGCCGCUCAGUUUAUACAUUAGACCUAACCUCAUAGGCACAGAAGGCACACUUGGCGUAGCACAAGCAAAUUCAGCCCUACUCUACGUAAUAAUGUGUACAGUGGGAUCAUAUUUCUCUGAUAAAUUCAAGUCUAUCAAACUGAUGGCCAACCCGAAAUUCGCCAGAGCUUGGCCAGGUGGCUGUGGUGACUUUAAAAUAGGCGCAAACUACGCCACCACAUUAUACCCUCAGGAAUUAGCAUCAAAAUUAGGUUGUCACCAAAUGCUGUGGUUAUUUGGUGAAGACCGACAAAUCACAGAGGUUGGUGCGAUGAACGUGUUCAUUUUUUACAAAAAUCAAAAUGGAGAAAAAGUAUUAGCCACCCCAGCAUUAAACGGUAUGAUAUUACCAGGCAUCACCAGGCGGUCAGUAUUGGACUUAACUAAAGAGUGGGAUGAAUUUCGUGUUGAGGAGAGGAAGUUCACAAUGGAUGAAUUAAUUGAACUCAAUAAGAAUAACCAAAUACUUGAAUUUUUUGGAACUGGUACAGCAGCAGUCAUUAGCCCGGUAUCGUCAAUACUAUACGAAGACGAAUGCGUGGAGUUACCAACCAUGGAACAAUCAAACCCAUUGUACGGAAGGCUCUUUAAAGCAAUUACUGACAUACAGUACGGUCGGGUAGCUCAUCCGUGGACCAGAGUAGUGGACGAAAGACCACAUCUGUACGAAUCUCAGAACUAUAAAUAUGCCAACUAGAAUCUAUGUAAUAUCAAUAGAUCGCACGACACUUGAUAACGGUCAAUAGAUGAUAGUACAACAAACGACAAUUCAUGAAGCGUUUAUUUUUAUAAUAAAUGACUACUGCUAUUACUACCAAUUAAUAUAAUAAUAGUACGUUUAAAGAAAAAAUAAUAAUGAGAUAAAUCAAUUUACUUUAACAGUUGAGUCUGCUAAGUAAAAAUUAGCCGAGCACCAAAAUUGUAUUAAUUUCAUUUUAGAAUGUUAAGUCAUUUCAUUCUUGAUGAACUUGUUUAGUCUGCCAGUCUACAUUAUCUUCAAUUUAAAAAUAAUAAUAAAAUAGUUUAUUUUUUUAUGACAAACAAAUAUU